This is a messenger RNA of Abrus precatorius (Indian licorice), 2259 nucleotides long. Its product is annotated as scarecrow-like protein 21. The record is from RefSeq and is a predicted model, not a curated record. Gene Ontology annotation, molecular function: DNA-binding transcription factor activity; sequence-specific DNA binding. Gene Ontology annotation, cellular component: nucleus. Gene Ontology annotation, biological process: regulation of DNA-templated transcription. The transcript has 2 exons. Bases 297 to 1940 code for a protein of 547 amino acids. NCBI's taxonomy places the organism in Eukaryota, Viridiplantae, Streptophyta, Magnoliopsida, Fabales, Fabaceae.
AAACCUUGUUCUCAAAUUGCGGUUUUCAAGCCACCCCUUCUCCAAGUUAUCCUCAUUCUUCCACUAAAACCAUACUCUCACGAAGAAAAACCAUAUCAUACAUAAAAAAUUGAAAGGAAAUUCAGCAAAGUUUAGCUAACCACGUGUCUUCACUGUCUUGUAAUUCCCAUGAAUCGAAGUCUUCUAUAAUGGUUAGGUGUUGAAGUUUAUUAGUCUUUGAGGUUUAUCUGCUGUUGUUGAAAGUGUUGGGAUACAAGUGCCAAGCAGUUGUUUCUAGCUGAUGCCGUCAUCAUAUUAUGGACUCAAACCAGUUUUUCAGAGUGACUAGUUCAGCAGGAAUCCCUUACACAUCAUCUUAUCUUCCUAUUUCUCCAAUACCAAACCGGUUCCUUGGAUCCUCGAAACUUGACAUAGGAAACUCACCUAAUUCGUCACUUUUUACUCAUUUUGAUUCUGAGACUAUCUCUUCUGCACUGAGUGACAGCCAGGAACAGCACAGCUCCGGGGAAAUUCACUCUGGUAGCAACCCUUCUUGUAACUCUUUUCAGGAUAGCAAACAUUUUUUGCAAGACAGUGUGCAUCUAUCUGCUAGGAGCUUUCUGGGGCAUGAUGCAAGCUAUGCCCAUGAAAACAGACAUUCAUUUCUGGAACUAGAAACUGUUCUAAUGGCACCUGAUGGAGAUGAUCAAGUCACCACAUCAAACACAUCUGGCCAAAGAAAUAGGUUCUGUAGCCAUGAGUGCCAGUCAAGUGAGGUAGCAUAUGUAGAGAAGCAUCACAAAUCAAUGGAGGAAGCGUCAAUAGAAAGAUUCCCAUCAAGCAAUUUGAAACAACUGCUGAUUGUGUGUGCCAAAGCAUUGUCUGACAACAACAUGAAAGAUUUUGCUCAACUGAUAGAAAAGGGUAAAAGUGUUGUGUCUAUAACUGGGGAGCCAAUCCAACGGCUCGGUGCUUAUUUGGUAGAAGGGCUUGUUGCAAGGAAAGAGGCAUCAGGGAAUAACAUCUACCGUGCCCUUAGGUGCGGAGAGCCUGAGGGCAAAGACUUGCUCUCUUACAUGCAAAUGCUCUAUGAAAUCUGCCCCUACUUAAAAUUUGGUUACAUGGCUGCCAAUGGAGCUAUUGCUGAAGCUUGUAGGGAUGAGGACUUCAUUCACAUCAUAGACUUUCAGAUUGGUCAGGGAAUUCAAUGGAUGACCCUUCUUCAAGCUCUUGCAGCAAGACCUGGUGGAGCUCCACAUGUCCGAAUCACUGGGAUUGAUGAUCCUGUUUCAAAAUAUGCUCGUGGUGGUGGACUAGAAGCAGUUGGAAAAAGAUUGGCUGUGAUCUCUCAGACAUAUAACAUCCCAGUUGAGUUCCAUGGUGUGCCUGUUUUAGCUCCAAAUGUGACAAGAAACAUGCUUGAUAUUAGGCCUGGUGAGGCUUUGGCUGUGAACUUUCCCUUGCAACUCCAUCACACUGCUGAUGAGAGUGUUGAUGUAAGUAAUCCAAGAGAUGGACUUCUGAGAUUGGUGAAAUCACUUUCUCCCAAGGUAACUACAUUGGUGGAGCAAGAGUCAAACACAAAUACCACUCCUUUCUUCAACAGGUUUGUAGAAACCUUGGAUUAUUACUUGGCAAUAUUUGAGUCCAUUGAUGUGUCUCUUUCAAGAAAGACCAAGGAAAGGAUUAAUGUGGAGCAACACUGUUUGGCUCGAGAUAUUGUCAACAUUAUUGCUUGUGAAGGGAAGGAAAGGGUAGAGAGACAUGAACUGCUAGGCAAGUGGAAGUCUAGGUUGACAAUGGCUGGCUUUCGCCAAUACCCUCUGAGUUCUUAUGUUAAUUCUGUCAUAAGAAGCUUGCUGAGAUGCUAUUCAGAACAUUAUAAUCUUGUGGAGAAGGACGGGGCCAUGUUGUUGGGAUGGAAGAACAGAAAUUUGAUAUCAGCUUCAGCCUGGUAUUGAUCAUACACACAGGAAAAAAUGAAGUGGUAGAAAUAUGUUGCUGACUAAGGUUUAUGUUAAUUUUCAGGGUCAUGUGUCCCUCAUCAUCGUUUCAAAGGUCACUGUUCCUUAAAUUUGUCUAUUGAGUUUCAUGUCAUAGUGAUGCAGAUUACUGUAUACCAAUUCUUUUAUCAAAUGUUUAGUUAUGUACACUAUUUUGGUCUAGAAAUAUUGUAGUUGUAGCUGAGACUUAUAAUCCUCAGUGUCCAAUAAAAAUUACAUGAAUUCACCAUAAGUUUCCAACAGAGUGAUUUACUACAUUCUUAUGGGAUACAAUUUG